CCCGCCCGCUACCUUGUCCGCCGGCCCCCCUCUCCCGGCAUGCCGCGGGGCGGGGCGGCCCGGCCCGGCCCCCUGCUCGCCCUCAGCCGCGGCGGGCGGGCUCCGCCCCGGGCGGCACCGCGGGUACCUGCGCGGCGCGGGGCGGCCGCGGGGCAGAGCGCGCCGGCGGUGGCGGAGCGACCUGCGCACGCUUCUCCUGUCCGCGGCGGGGGCGGCCGGGCCAUGGUGCGUCGCGCCCGGCUGGCGCUGGUGGCGGCGGCGCUGGUGGCGCUGGGGGCGCCGCCGCCGCCAUGCGCGGCCGCCCGGGCGCUGGAGUGGUACACGGCGUGGGUGAGCACGGUCUACGUGGAGCCGCUCAGCAACCGCACGGUGCACGGCAGCACGGAGAGCGGCCGCUACGGGGACAGCUCGCCCAAGGAGAGCGCUCGGGGCCAUGUGGGCAUUCCCCGCGGCGCCUCGCCCCGCCACAUGGAGGGCUGCGCCGCCGACACCGACUACGACGUGCCCCUGCCUCCCGGCGGCCGCGGGUCCCCCGAGGGCGACCCACCGACCUGGAUCGCCCUGGUGGCCCGCGGCGGCUGCACCUUCAAGGACAAGGUCACCAACGCGGCGCGGAAGCGGGCGGCCGCUGUGGUCAUCUACAACGAGGCCCGCUUCGGCAACAGCACCGUCUCCAUGUCCCACCUGGGAACAGGAAAUACAGUGGUGAUAAUGGUUGGCUAUCCAAAAGGAAUAGAGAUAUUGGAGCCAGUACGAAGAGGGAUUCCAGUAACAAUGAGUAUUGUUGUUGGUACACGCCAUGUGCAAGAAUACAUUAGUGGUCAAUCAGUUGUGUUUGUAGCCAUUGCCUUCAUCACCAUGAUGAUUAUAUCGCUUGCUUGGCUCAUCUUUUACUAUAUACAGCGUUUCCUCUAUACGGGAUCACAGUUUGGAAACCAGGGACAUAGGAAAGAAACCAAGAGAGCCAUCAGCCAGCUUCAGCUGCAUACUGUGAAACGUGGAGAAAAGGGUUUAGAUGUUGAUGUGGAAAACUGUGCUGUGUGCAUUGAAAACUACAAACUGAAGGACACUGUCCGAAUUCUGCCAUGCAAGCACAUCUUCCAUAGAACAUGCAUCGAUCCUUGGCUUUUGGACCACCGAACUUGUCCAAUGUGUAAACUAGAUGUUAUCAAAGCUCUGGGAUAUUGGCACCAGAAAAGAGAGAUGAAGACACAUGCGGGGGACCCUGAGGAUGUACUUGAAGUUCCAAUACCUGAAUCCAUAAGUGGCAGCGUUUCAGUUGGAAGUCUGAGUAUUGCUUUGCAAGAUGAUGACAGAAACGAAGUAAGCGAAUUGUCAGCUUCCUCCACUAAUGAGUCUGUAUUGCAGUGUACCAGCUUAAAAGAGGAUGCAGGGGAAACCACAGCAUUGCUUGAUGUUGAUGCCAGUAAUAACCGUCAUGGAGAACAUCUAUCCAAUGGAAAUUCCCACUGAACUGCUUCAUGGAAGAUACCUUGAAUAGACUGUUGAAGAACUAUUAUUUUUUAUUUAAUUAGUAUGGACUUUUGUCUAGUUAAAACAGAAAAAAAAUAACAAUGUAAAUUAUUUUACCUUUCAGACUUUUCUAGCUGGUGUUCCAAAAGGGCUAAUAACUAAGAAUUUUGUACAUAGGAGGAUUUUAUAAAAUCUCCUCUGGAUGUCUCAUCCGAAAAAAAAAUGCAAUAACCCUUUUUCUGUAAGCAUUGUUGCAAUGUCAUUGUGUUCCAGAGGGCUGUAACAAAGCUGAAGACUAGGCAGUGAAAAUAAUGUAGACUGUGUAACGGUUAAAUAUUUUGGAUGCACUAUUUACAUUCAGUAUGUACACAUGGAGAACACUUACAAGCUAUAACUAUUAAAAUGUUCUGAAAGUCCUGAACUGUUGUAAUUGGAGAUGAAUAUUCUCAGAGAAGACAUUAACCUUGAAGGAAUCAAAUAAGUUAAUGGAUAUGUUGCAUAUCCUUUUCUUGUGAUGGAAAAAAUGCUGGUUGCAACAUGUAACAAGUACUUAUUCUAUCUUGUAAUGUGUUCUGCUCAGAGUGAAUGUUGAGAAAAGGAAACCUCCAUCUUGCUAGCUUUCUGUACUGAAUUUUGGCAGUAAUAGGUUGUGCUAGGUGGUCUUCACGUGCUGAGCAUGUAGACAUUUAGUAUAUGCACACUGGUUACCUCUUUCAAUCUUAAAACAGAGGUAAAGGGCUAAUUAUGGCUAAAAUAUAUUUACUAGUCUAUUUAUAAGAAGUUAUGUCAUUUCUGCUUGUUCCUGAUCCUAUCCUGACCCACUUUAUGUACAAAUUGAAACCAUUUCUUGAGAAGUACAAAGGUUGGGUUUGUUUAGCUUUUUCUUUUCCUUUGCAUAGAGAUGCUGGAAUUCUCUUGGAUAUUCCACAUUAGGAGUUUUGACUGGGUUUACCAUUAGCUUUUAUUCCUUUUUUUUAGAUUAGCAGUACUGUGCCUUAUAGUAAAACACUUAAGAAAUCUGAAGCAUCUGAGAGUAAAUAUAAACCCUGGCAUCUCCCAUUAUGACCUCUUAUUCAAAUAUUUAUAUACUGUAAGUGGUAUAAGGAAUUGCUAAACUGUUUUGUAAAGAAAUAUGUAUAUUUAAAACACUACUUAAGAGUGUUAAGUGAAUUGUUUAGGAUUUUAGCAUUGUCAUGUUAUAAAUAAUAUGCUACAUUCCUCAAUUUUCUUUUGUAAAGCUGUUGCUACAGAUUGCUUAAAACAGUGUCUUUCACUAGACAUUUGUUUUAGAGUGCAUUUUGUUUUUAAAAUGUAUAUUUGGAAUGUUUUUAAGAAAAUAUGCAAUUCUUUUUCUAACUUACAUUGAGCUUCAAUAGAAGCAAUAACUUUUUUUUUAAUUUUACAAUGAAUGUUCCAGAAAUGACAGAGGGGGAAAUAUAAUCUGAACUUCCAGUUUGCAGAGCAGAUGUUUCACCCUAAAUUUCCUUCAAAAAAAUUCCUGUUAAUACCUACUUUAGAAAAAUCUGCCUCUUCCCUGUAGGAGUAUAACUUUUAGGUUUACUGGAAAACUGUCAGGUUGUAGUUCUGAUGUCACCAGCAGGUGCAAGUUUUUGUGAUGCCUUUAUCUUACAAGAAGCACAUGAGAAUGGAAUAUGACUGACCAGCCAUCUCCAAAACUGAACAAAUAAUUAAACAACCCACAACUAAAGCAGACAAUGUGUAGGGACACCUACGUCUCCAAAAGAAGCUUAUCAACAUUUCCAGAACUGCCUUUUUAACUAUCUCUUCAAUAUUAAAAACUAAGUCUUCUCCCUCUUCUUUAACACAAAACUGAACAUUGAUGUUGUAAAUGUUGAGAGGGUUUAAAUUCUAGCUCAAGGAGGAACCAAAAGAGAAGUUAUCAAGAGAAGUGUUGUCAGUCUGUGGAUUGUGUCUUGCUGAUACCUACAGCACAGUAUUCAUUCUGGAGAGGAGAAUUGUGGUGUUAUGUGAAGAUUUGAGAAUUGGAAUUGAUUUAAAAGUGCACAAAUCAAGCUGAAGGCUUUUGGUUUUGUUCAGUAUGGAUCCUGAUCUCUCCUCAGAUAUCCUACUGUAUUGCAAAACUUGAUUUAAGAAAGUUUUUAAAAUAGAAUGCCUUUAUAAUUGCAUGUAUUUGUGUGAAGAGUGCAUUGCCUGAGACUGUCCAUUAUACUUCCAUUGGACCUGAAGCUCCUUUUCAUCAUCUGAAACAUGGUAAUGUUACUGCAUUUUUAAAUGAGCAUAACCUUAAUUCAGAAGAGCAGAGUAAGUUUCCAUCAUUUUGUUAGUCUGAAGCUUAACUCCAAAACUUAGGAGCCACUUCUACUAUAAACAUAUACCUGCAGAGAACUAUUUGAAUUUGCUAGUCUGUCAAAAACUAUUCACAACAAUCUUGUAACCUUGAACUAAUUCGGUUGCAUUGUUUGGAUUAAGCACUUGUCUUUUCCAUUGUGUAUGUACAGUUGUAAGAAUGUCAAGUUAUGCAUUGUUGUUGUAACUUAAUGGCUAAAAGCUCAAAUUCCAUAAUAAAUUAUACAGACCUUUUAAAAAGAAA
Messenger RNA from Taeniopygia guttata (zebra finch), 4045 nucleotides. NCBI's taxonomy places the organism in Eukaryota, Metazoa, Chordata, Aves, Passeriformes, Estrildidae. The record is from RefSeq and is a predicted model, not a curated record.